Molecule: messenger RNA, 499 nt
Organism: Cantharellus anzutake
Lineage: Eukaryota; Fungi; Basidiomycota; Agaricomycetes; Cantharellales; Hydnaceae
Exons: 2
Coding region: 21-287 (88 amino acids)
Source: RefSeq, a predicted model, not a curated record
AAGAUCGCGGUAAAGCGUAGAUGACCAGUGUGAAUCCGCACCUGCCUGACAACUUGGUCAUAUUAUGGUCUCAUGAUGUUUCGUGGGGCCACAUUAACUCAGGGGAGUACUCAUUGGUGGCAGGAUCUAUUGUGCUCUUGUCCGCCCCCCACAAAGGCACCUGCUUCGAGCGGGCAUGCAGGGCCAGUUCUUUCCUCUGCGCAACGUUUCCUGAGAGAGCAUUUACGGGGAAUAAAAUCCAUCCAUUCGGCUGCAUUUCCCUCGUACAAUCCGUUAGGGUCCUGUGAGAUGACACGUUGUUCCGGAGCUAGACAUGCUCUCAAGCAGUUGGCGGUUUAACUCCAGAAGUCGACAGGCUUGGAGUGUUGCUGGCAGCUUCGUGCAGCGCUGGCCGUCCUCAUUCGGUGUUCCCCAAGCUCCUAGUUUAUGCAGUCCAAAGGUAUGAUGCCUCAUGACCGCAAUUCCUGACGUGGUGUCUUCUUCGGCCACUCAAACUUGG